This is a messenger RNA of Sesamum indicum (sesame), 776 nucleotides long. Lineage: Eukaryota; Viridiplantae; Streptophyta; Magnoliopsida; Lamiales; Pedaliaceae. The record is from RefSeq and is a predicted model, not a curated record.
UAAUGCAGAUUAGAGGAGACAUACAUAUAUGCCUGAUGGGUGAUCCUGGUGUUGCAAAAAGUCAGCUUCUUAAACACAUAAUCAAUGUUGCACCUAGAGGUGUGUACACAACUGGAAAAGGAAGUAGUGGAGUUGGUCUGACUGCAGCUGUUCAGAAGGAUCCCGUGACAAAUGAAAUGGUUUUGGAAGGUGGAGCUCUGGUUCUAGCGGACAUGGGUAUAUGUGCCAUAGAUGAGUUUGAUAAAAUGGAUGAAUCAGACCGCACAUCAAUUCAUGAAGUAAUGGAGCAGCAAACUGUUAGUAUUGCUAAAGCUGGUAUCACUACAUCUCUGAAUGCACGGACUGCUGUCCUUGCUGCCGCUAAUCCAGCCUGGGGGAGGUAUGAUCUAAGGAGAACACCAGCAGAGAAUAUUAAUCUGCCUCCUGCCCUUCUAUCAAGAUUUGAUCUCCUGUGGUUGAUUCUUGACCGAGCAGAUAUGGAUACUGAUCUUGAAAUGGCCCGGCAUGUUCUCCAUGUCCACCAGGCCAAGGAAUCUCCAGACCUUGGAUUUACUCCCCUUGAACCUUCUGUCCUUAGAGCAUAUAUUUCGGCUGCAAGAAAACUGUCACCUGCUGUACCAAGGGAGUUGGAGGAAUAUAUAGCAAGUGCAUAUUCCAGUAUUAGGCAGGAAGAGGCGAAAUCAAACACUCCCCACUCUUAUACAACAGUUAGGACUCUCCUCAGCAUUCUUAGGAUAUCUGCGGUAAGUUUUAUUUUAUGAACCAAUCCGUGUUGA